Molecule: messenger RNA, 7307 nt
Organism: Doryrhamphus excisus (bluestripe pipefish)
Lineage: Eukaryota; Metazoa; Chordata; Actinopteri; Syngnathiformes; Syngnathidae
Gene: hecw2b
Product: HECT, C2 and WW domain containing E3 ubiquitin protein ligase 2b
Biological process (GO): regulation of dendrite morphogenesis; protein ubiquitination; ubiquitin-dependent protein catabolic process
Cellular component (GO): cytoplasm
Molecular function (GO): ubiquitin protein ligase activity; protein binding
Source: RefSeq, a predicted model, not a curated record
CGGGGAGGGGGGCUUAUUUUGAUUCUGAACUCGACCAGAACGCACUUGCAACAAGGCCCAGUCUACUUUCGACUUCUUAAAUAGGGCGUUUGUGAUGAGGCUCCGGCGGCCUUUGUGCGCACACAGCAAGCCCGUAGCAGUGCAGCGGAAACAGGGGAGGCGGAUGUGGCAAGACCCGGCCCCAAUAAAUAAGACAUGAUCCAGGCUGGCUGCACCACGGCACCGCGGCGAGAGGAGACCCAUUGGAAUCUGACACAUUUUUAGCUGGUGUUACAAACGGAGAAACGAUUCUCUCUCUUUUUGGUGACCGACGAUCACACCACCGAGAGGAGGCGCAGCCGCGCCCCGCCGUCGGCGCGUAGAGACCCGGCUUGGAGGCGGCUGACAGGUCGCUGGGCUGCGGGGCCGCGCGGAGCUCCGGCGGCCAUGAUUGAGCGACUCCUGCGGGGACUAUUUUAUCAUGCGGAUGGGCGUUUUAAAUCUCUUCUGGCAAAGGUGUACAUCGUCCAUCCCUUAACCCUCUGAAGGUGACGUCUCUCGACUUCCUGUGCUCACCUGCAAGGUCACCGUUCAUUGUGGAACACGUGGUGGAAGCGCAGACGCCAAAGAAAUGCGUGGCAAGCAAAUCCUGAGCUGAAACAAGUGCCUUGGACAGAACUUCCCAUCCCAUCAGUCGUUCCGCAAUUUCAUCUCUUUUGUUUAUUUUCGCCCAUCCCUCGCAACGCCUGUCCUCCGCCCCUGCACCAAAUCAUCUGAUCCCUUCGUCCCCACUGCCGCCACCCUCAUCAGCAGGGUCCCUACGCUUGCCCUUGCUUCUCACCCCCUACACUCACGGCCUCAGAUGUGGCGGUAGCCAUGGCAGCAGCAGCCGCUGCCGCCUCCUCCUCGUCUUCCCCACCGCCGUCCUCACCAGGAGCCAAUGGUAGCGCCCGGGAACACUUGAUGGCCGUGCGGCGCCGUAACCCGCACGCUCGCCCGUACACGAUCGGCCCCGAGAGCCUCCAAGGCCUUUCGGCGCAGAGUGCCAUCGGUUCUCCUCCUCCUGUGUCGUCGGGCCAGCCGGAGAUGGCGGCUGUGGGGCUACAGCGGGCCAACAGCGACACGGACCUUGUGACGUCAGAUAGCCGCUCCUCGCUGACGGCGUCGACGUACCAGCUUACACUUGGCCACGCCCACCUGGUCAUCUCAUGGGACAUCAAGGAGGAAGUGGACGCCACCGACUGGAUCGGCCUGUACCACAUCGAUGAGACAAGCGUCGCCAAUGUGUGGGACUCCAAGAACCGCGGCGUGAACGGCACUCAGCGAGGCCAGAUUGUGUGGAGACUGGAGGCGGGGCCUUACUUCAUGGAGCCCGAGACUAAGGUCUGCUUCAAAUACUAUCACGGUGUGAGUGGAGCGCUCAGAGCGACGACGCCCUGCAUCACGGUCAAGAACCCUGGAGUGACGGUGGGCAGUGAAGGUCACGCUGCAGGCCAGUCGGGGGCAGAGCUCGGUCGCAAGCUGGUCAGCUUCACCAUAUCAGAAAUCCGGGCGCUGGGCCUGAAGAAGGGCAUGUUCUUCAACCCUGACCCUUACCUGAAGAUGUCCAUCCAGCCAGGGAAGAGGAGCGGCCUCCCGAAGUUCACGCACCAUGGCCAGGAGAGGAGGUCCUCCAUCAUCGCCAACACCACCAACCCCGUGUGGCACGGAGAGAAAUACACCUUUGUGGCCCUGAUGAGCGACGUGAUGGAGAUUGAGGUGAAAGAUAAGUUUGCCAAGAGUCGACCAAUCAUCAAGCGCUUUCUGGGUCAGCUGAUCGUCCCCGUGCAGAGACUCCUGGAGGGGCCCACAGCCGACCAACACCCAGUCAGCUACAGUCUGUGUCGCCGCCUCCCUACAGAUCACGUUAGCGGGCAGCUGCAGUUUCGGGUGGACGUCACCUCCAUUGGACAUGAAGUCUCUCCAGAAUUAACUGGAAGCAUCUUGGGCAAUGCUGUUAACGGCGAUCCUGGUAGUCCCUCUGAUGAUGAAGACCUUCCGCACUCAUCCUCUCGCGUCGCCCAUGGAGCAUCGCCCACAGGCUCAGACGAAGGCUCUGUGUUGGUCAAUGGUGCUUGUUACUACGGCAACAGCAGUGCUUGGCAGGAGGACGCGGCCCUGAUGGCUACGGGCGGCCACACCCACCGGCAGGUGUCCCUCAACGACUACCUGGACGCCAUCGAGGCCUCUGGGGGGCCUAUGGAGCGACUUCCAACGGGGCCCAGACUCCGCUCCAGCUUUCCCACAGACACGCGUUUGAACGCUAUGCUUCACAUUGACUCAGAUGAGGACGACGAGAGCGCGGCACAACGUGGUGACCAAUCCCAGGAGACAAAGUCACAGAGCACGGCAGAAGUUAACUCUGCCGGAGCAUCAUCCGAGCUUCCACGAGGGAGCGGGGGUUCCGAAAGUGGACCGGUGUCGUCAACGGAAGCGUGUUCUUCUGUCACUGAGUUGGCCGGUGUGGAAGCAGUACAAACAGAGGAGACCCUGACCACCAGCAACACGGAUGCAGCUGCAGCGUCAGCAAACGCUGGGGAAGAACCUGGAGCCGAUGGUUCUCCUGCAGAGCCCACGGGCGUGUGUGCAUGUGGCGAGCAAAGCACGAGGAUGAGCCAGGAUGCCGUCUGCGGUUUGGUGUUGAGCAGCGGCCCGCUUUCGCCCAUUCAGGAGGUGGAGACCAGGCUAGACGUGGCCCCCAGGGCGGAGGAGGAAGGCGCUGAGUUAUCAAGCAAUAACAGCCUUGCCAAUUCUGCUUUGACAAAUGCAAGCGACAUGGGGACGUCUACAGCCACUGCAGGGGCUGUCAGUGAGGAAGCGCAAGGUGAGCAGAGACAGGAGGAGGAGGAGGAAGAGGAGGAGGGAGGUGAGGUGUGGAAGAGACGCUCCCUGCGACCCGCAGAAGGUGAAGCUUCUAACCAGGCAGCCUGCAGGGCCCGGGAAGAUAUGAGCGGGACGAUGCCAGAAAGAGAGACCGGGGCCACGGCUCAGGUCAACGGCCACACGUCUGUUCACUCACUGUCAUCUGUACGCCAUGACAUCAGUCGCUACCAGAGAGUGGACGAGUCCCUCCCGCCCAACUGGGAGGCCCGCAUCGACAGCCACGGGCGAAUCUUUUACGUGGACCACGUCAACAGAACCACCACCUGGCAACGGCCCACAGCCCCGGCUGCCCCGCAGACCCUCCAGAGGUCCAAUUCCAUCCAGCAGAUGGAGCAGCUCAACCGAAGGUAUCAGAGCAUCCGUAGGACGAUCACCAAUGACAGCAGAGCUGAGGAAGUACCGGCCAGUGAGCAGCUGGCGGAUGAGAGCGACGGGCACUCUUCUUUUCAAGAGCUGCGUCGAGACGGCAGCGCGGUCCAGUCAAGCUCCCGGUCCCGCCUGUAUCUGCUGCUCCAGUCUCCCAGUGCUAGGUUCCUCACCAGCCCAGACUUCUUCACUGUGCUGCAUUCUAACCCCAGUGCCUAUCGCAUGUUCACCGCCAACACGUGUUUGAAGCACAUGAUAAGUAAGGUCCGCCGGGACGCGCACCACUUUGAACGCUACCAGCACAACAGAGACCUGGUGGCCUUCCUCAACAUGUUUGCCAACAAGCAGCUGGAGCUGCCUCGAGGCUGGGAGAUGAAGCACGACCACGCCGGCAAGCCUUUCUUCGUGGACCACAACAGCCGAGCCACCACAUUCAUUGACCCCCGGCUGCCGCUGCAGAGUUCCCCUCCCCCGAGCCUCUUGGCUCACCGGCAGCACCUUACCCGCCAACGCAGCCAUAGCGCCGGCGAGGUGAGCCCACGGCGCCUGGUGGGCGAAGAGUCCCGUCACGCCGGGCCAAGCGUACUUCCGAGGACCUCCAGCACCUUUGCAUCUGCCAGUAGGGGGCAGUGUCAAGACGUUGUUCCGCUGGCAUACAACGACAAGAUUGUGGCUUUUCUACGACAACCCAACAUAUUCGAGACGUUACAGGAGAGGCAGCCAGAUUUCCACCGCAACCAUUCACUCAGGGAGAAGGUCCAGCUGAUCCGCACAGAUGGCGUAUCAGGAUUGGCGCGCUUGUCCGGAGAUGCCGACCUGGUGAUGUUGCUCAGUCUGUUUGAAGACGAAGUCAUGUCCUAUGUGCCUCCUCACGCCUUGCUGCACCCCAGCUAUUGCCAGUCGCCUCGUGGCUCUCCCGUGUCCUCCCCGCAAAACUCACCUGGUACUCAGAGAGCAAACGCUAGAGCUCCUGCACCGUACAAGAGAGACUUUGAGGCAAAACUGCGUAAUUUCUACAGGAAGCUGGAGACCAAAGGCUACGGCCAGGGACCAGGGAAGUUAAAGUUGAUCAUUCGCCGCGACCACCUGCUGGAGGACGCCUUCAACCAGAUCACAUGUUACUCCCGCAAAGACCUGCAGCGUAGCAAGCUCUACGUCAGCUUCGUGGGCGAGGAAGGAUUGGAUUAUAGCGGACCUUCCAGAGAGUUCUUCUUCCUGGUCUCCAGAGAACUCUUCAAUCCUUACUACGGUCUGUUUGAAUAUUCCGCCAACGACACGUAUACAGUCCAGAUCAGCCCAAUGUCUUCCUUUGUGGACAAUCACCAUGAGUGGUUCCGGUUCAGCGGUCGCAUCCUGGGUUUGGCUCUGAUCCACCAGUACCUUCUGGACGCCUUCUUUACCAGACCCUUCUACAAAGGCUUACUGCGCAUUCCGUGCGACCUGAGCGACCUGGAGUAUCUGGAUGAGGAGUUUCAUCAGUCCCUUCAGUGGAUGAAGGACAACGACAUCGAGGAGAUGCUGGACCUCACCUUCACUGUUAACGAGGAAGUUUUUGGACAGAUCACAGAACGAGAGCUGAAGGCUGGCGGUGCCAACAUCCCCGUCACGGAGAAGAACAAAAAGGAGUACAUCGAGCGGAUGGUGAAGUGGAGGAUCGAACGCGGUGUGGUGCAGCAGACGGAAAGUUUGGUCAGAGGCUUUUAUGAGGUGGUGGACGCGCGCUCGGUGUCUGUGUUUGAUGCCAGGGAACUGGAGCUUGUGAUGGCGGGGACGGCGGAGAUUGACUUGUCCGACUGGAGGAACAACACAGAAUACAGAGGAGGUUACCAUGACAACCAUAUAGUCAUCAGGUGGUUCUGGGCAGCAGUGGAGAGAUUCAACAACGAGCAAAGACUUCGGCUUCUGCAGUUUGUUACCGGGACGUCCAGUAUUCCCUACGAGGGCUUUGCGUCUCUGCGAGGAAGCAAUGGACCUCGGCGGUUCUGUGUGGAAAAGUGGGGAAAGGUGACGUCCCUGCCCAGAGCUCACACAUGCUUCAACCGCUUGGACCUGCCCCCCUACCCGUCCUUUUCUGUGCUGUACGAGAAGAUGCAGACGGCCGUGGAGGAAACCAGCACUUUCGGACUGGAGUGAGUCACGAUACUGCUGAUCGGAGACAACAGCCAGACGGAAGUGUCGCCCGAACGGAACGUGACAUGGAAACCCGACGUGAGACUUUGGAGGUGGGCAGCCUUCAAUUUUGUUGGAUUUUCGGGUUGUGGGUUUUUGUAGAACUACGUGGCCUUGCGGACCACAAUCAGGGAGCAAGCACCGCCUUUGGAUUCUGUCUCCGAGAAGGACCUCAGAGGAACAGGAACCCAGAACUUGUGUGGCUGAUUGGGUGAGCUUUGUUGUGGUUGCUACAAGAAAAAAAAAACAACUUUUCAAAUGUGCAAGAAGAAUCACGUUUUUUGGAAUGAUGUUGCCGUUUGAAUGUCAGUCAUUUUUUACCAUGUACAAUAUUUUUUAUCUGUUGUCAAUCACCAAAUCGCUGCUUCAUUUGAUAACGGAUGUCACAGUCCAGGGUUCUACGGGUUCUCUUUGUCGACAUUUCAACGCAGUAGGGAUGAAGAUGUUAUUUGUUGCUCAUGUUCUCAAACGCAGCAAUAUCUGGAAGGGGGUGUAACGGUACCAUGGUCUUGAUUGAUUUUGGGUACAGUAAAGUAGUCUUUCCCAGUGGAAUGGCUGCACGUGUAUGGAAUUGUAAUGGAUGCUGGAGAGACAAAAAGUGAGUAAAAACACAUGAAAAGCAAAACAACUACUACAAUUUUUUGUGUUUUUUGCCUACAUGAAGCAUUUUCAAGCAUAAAAAUGUCAAAAUGAAGUAAAAUGCAAAUAUAAGGCAUUCAGAAGAUGCAUUCAAAGACGUGGUGGUGAUAUGUAACCCACACUGGUCACUGUGUGUCAGUAGUUACUGCAAUGUUGGACACACAAGCACCAUACAACAUUUUAUUGUAUGCUUGAAUGAUCUCACAACAGGCAGAAUAAUUCCCAAUAUGGGCUACCCACGUCGAUCUAAAGCUCAACUCUGAACCCCCGACGUCACUUCCUGUCUGCCCCCCUACACCUCCCCUGCGACUGUAACACAUUUAGAGCAACACACACAAGCAUAAGUCUGAUCUCUUAUGUCCACUAUUGAUCUUCAAGAGAAUUAUGAGUGUAAAGUUGACCAUAGGGGUGUUAUUUCAUGUCUAGAGGGCUCUAAUAAUGUUAAAAACCAAACCUGUACCACAGAAAUGCAUUCAAUGCAUUUAACCUAGUACAUUUCUGAACCGAACUGAAAAAUCACAUUCUGAAUCGAUGUACCGUUACACCCCUAGUACCAUCAUCAAUUCAAUCUUAAGUCCAAAUUUGACUUAUGACUCAUGACCGUACUUUCCGACGAAGCUGAGAACUUCUAGCAUUGAACGUAGUCAGGGCUUCUUUUGAAACUGUCUUUUUUAUUUGUGCAUCGAUAUAACGAUCCAGUGUAGGAGUGGUUGUGUUUGACUCUUUGGAGAGCUCCACGACACUACAAUGUUUUUCCACUUGGUGUUUUUUGCCUGCAAAUGACUGAUUGUACAGUUCUCACCAUUCUUACAUUCUUAUUGUUCCCUCAACGAACACACUGCCUUUCCUCUGUGCAUACGAGCAGAGAGAACCAAAGUUUGGGGCCACGACCCUGUCUUUGUGUACACCGGACCUCACUUUUGCAUAUGAAUGUUGGCAGCACUGUACUGAAAUAAAGUUCCAUCUCUGUCCAUAAAAAAACUAAUUUCUUGUUGUGCAGCUUCCUCAGCAAUACCGAACAGUAUUUCGUUGCUGCUUUGUUACUACAAGUGUUGGUUUUGUUACUCUUAAUGAUGUCAUGAUAUGAUAUAUUACCUGUUUUUACACGAUAAUGUGCUCCACACACGCAACAAGCUUGCGAUCUCAGCAUGUCUGUGGAGUGGAAUUAUUUAGGGGUGUAAAUCUCUUUGUGAUAGACGAUACACAGGUUACGAUGCGACUCAAAUACAUUU